AUGACGGAUGCUCCGAAAAUCCCCGACACUAUGGUGGCAGUUAGGACGCGUGGUCCCAACCGACUCUACUUGGACCCGACGACGCCGGUGCCAACGGUGCGCCCAGGCUACCUAUUGAUCCGAGUUUUGAGCGUUGCUCUGAAUCCGACCGACCAUAAACGACUUGCCAUUUUCGGGGAGAGCAGCCCGCACACGAUGGGCUGCGACGUUGCGGGCUGCGUCGUCCUCUGUGGGGGCAACGUCGAUCAAGACUACGUGCCAGGGGACCGGGUAGCCGGGUUGUGCUACGGCAUGAAACCCGGAGAUCCGUCCAGCGGUGCGUUUGGCCAGUAUGCUCUCCUGAAGGGUGCUUUGUCCAUGCGCGUGCCCGAACACGUCAGUGAUGCCGAAGCGGCGACCAUAGCCGUCGGGAUCAACUUUAGUGGCCUUGUGUUGAUCUAUGGCGGCGCCACCGCCACCGGAAUGAUAGCCCUGCAGCUGGCACGGCUCUCGGGUUGCCGGGUGUUGACGACCUGCUCGCCACGCAACUCCCAACUCGUCAAGGCACUCGGGGCACACCAUACGUUCGACUACCACGACGCCGAGACAUGCGGGCCAGCCAUUCGCGCGGCAACAGGCGACGGACUUAUGUUCGCCCUCGAUUGCGUCGCCGAGGGCAACAGCCACCGUAUAUGUGCCGAAGCCCUGACUUCCCGUGGGUCCGGUGUGGCGCGGUAUACUGCCUCCCUGCCCCUCGGUGAUGUGUUUCCCCGCGACGACGUGCAACACGGCUGGACUUCUGGCUAUUCUUCCUUCGGUGAAGGGACCCAUCUUGCCGGCCCGCUGCGUGAGGCCAACGCUGCAGAUCUGGAGUUUGCCACUCGUUUCUGGAAGCUCGCCAGUGCAUUGCUGUUCCAGGACCGCCUAAGGUUGGGCCCGUUGGUGCACUUGCGGCCUGGAGGAUUACAAGGUGUGCAGGAAGGAUUGUCCGAGUUGAAGAGUGACCGUGUGUCUGCUGAAAAGCUCGUGUACGUCUUGUAA
Messenger RNA from Chaetomium globosum CBS 148.51, 1020 nucleotides. RefSeq lists its product as uncharacterized. The record is from RefSeq and is a predicted model, not a curated record. The transcript is spliced from 2 exons. Lineage: Eukaryota; Fungi; Ascomycota; Sordariomycetes; Sordariales; Chaetomiaceae. Gene Ontology annotation, molecular function: oxidoreductase activity, acting on NAD(P)H. The coding region runs from base 1 to 1020 and encodes 339 amino acids.